This is a messenger RNA of Drosophila ananassae, 421 nucleotides long. RefSeq lists its product as uncharacterized. The record is from RefSeq and is a predicted model, not a curated record. Bases 35 to 343 code for a protein of 102 amino acids. Lineage: Eukaryota; Metazoa; Arthropoda; Insecta; Diptera; Drosophilidae. The transcript has 3 exons.
AGAAUUUAGCUUUAGUGUGUUUGAUAAGCCCAAUAUGAAAGUGGUAGCAAUUUUUCUAAUUUGGCUAGCCUACUCACAAGGUGCUAGUGUUCCCCCGAAGUCGUGUCCUUUGGAGACUUCGUGCGGAAAGGGAAACAGCUCCACAGAAAUUUGUGGCUUGGAUGAAGAGUUGGGAUGCAUUCGGAAAUACCCCUCCAAGUGCCACUUGAACAUUGCAGCUUGCCAAGCGGGGAAAAACUUUACCGACUUCAGUGACGUUUAUUGCUCAAUGGAGUCAUAUGUUUGCGAACAGUCACCCACAUAUGAGCGAUGGACUAUUUUCUUUGGAUAUGAAAACGAUUAGAUAAAAGUGGAGAGAUUACAAGAAGAUUUAUGUGUACUUUUCUUCAUAAAUAAGAAUGAGUUGGUUUGACAAAAUGAA